Messenger RNA from Pungitius pungitius (ninespine stickleback), 1808 nucleotides. Its product is annotated as plasma kallikrein-like. Gene Ontology annotation, cellular component: extracellular region. The transcript has 9 exons. Gene Ontology annotation, molecular function: protein binding. Gene Ontology annotation, biological process: proteolysis. Lineage: Eukaryota; Metazoa; Chordata; Actinopteri; Perciformes; Gasterosteidae. Bases 667 to 1755 code for a protein of 362 amino acids. The record is from RefSeq and is a predicted model, not a curated record.
UCUGCUGUCCUGGCUCCUGAGUGGUGGUAUUAGCUAUCUGAUGACAUCAGGACAGCAGCGAGCCUUUAAAACAAAGACAUACCUCUUUAGACUUUAGACUAUUAGCCUUUGGUGAUACUGAGGGACUGGAUAGCUAUCAUUCUUACUUUCCCAUGCUGUGUUGUUGCAUGGAUGGCAUUUCCUCUUUCCACAGCAUUGUUGGCUCCGUACCUUUGUCCUCAGUGCUCUCCACACCUACAGAAGCUCCAUUUUCGGCGCUCAUCUGUGGCUUUAACUGGAGGAUUGCAUUUAUGACACCAAUAGUCAAGGUAUAAGGAAACUGGUUUAAACCACAAACAUUUUAUUUAUUAAUAUUAACAAACAUACACAAAGAAAUCAAUUGACAGACUUAUUUGGCCCCAAUAAAAGAUGUCAACUAACUCAGGGAAACAAUAUUCUGGCUGACUAAACAAACCAAAGCAUACAGGAAGGGAAAACCCAAGAUAAGAGCCACAAGAUAACACAAACCCUCCCUAAUUCCCUUGUGCUGUAUGAACUCUUGAUAGGGCCCUUGGCUCAAGCCUCUUGCAUAAAAGCAGACACCACCUUCAAUUCCAUCUCUUUUCCAACCAGGAAAGGAACUCAGCUACCAGGAACCCUUCCUCAACUCAGAACUCAGAACUGAAGAUGGAAACACAUUUGAUUUUAGGGAUUCUGCUGUCUCUCUGCAACCUCUCCCUUGGUCAAGAAUGUAGACCACAGCUUCUGGAGGAUGUAGAUUUUCCUGGAUCAGACAUCCAAUUUGUCUUCUCUCCCGAUGUUGAUCACUGUCAGCAACUUUGCACCCAGCACCCAGCCUGUCUCUUCUUUUCCUUUCUUCGUGCUGACUGGACCCGAGACAACAGUAACUUCUACUGCUACCUCAAGACCAGUUCCUCUGGAGAACCCAAUGUGCAGACUUCGGAGCAGGGGAUCACCUCUGGAUUUUCUCUCAAACCCUGCAGCCCAGAUCCAAAGCCUUGUCUGCCUCAGCUGUACCCGGGCCUGGACUUCCCAGGUGCUGACUACAAAACCUUCUUCACAGAAGAUGCUGACGAGUGUCGCAGGGCCUGCACGCAGGACCCUGCCUGUCAGUUUUUCUCUUUUCUAAAUGAAGUCUUCACACCAGACAAUUACAGGUACAAGUGCUACCUUAAAUUCAGCUGGUCAGUGCCAACACUUCCAAUUGUUGAAAGAAAAGCUGAUGUAGUGUCUGGAUUCUCCAACAAAGUAGGAACAUUUCAAGAGGGCAAACCAGUAUGUCAGGGAAAGCUUUUUCCAAACACCGACAUCCCAGGAAAUGACGUUUUGGUUCUUCUUGCUGCCUCCCCUGGACACUGUCAGAAUCUGUGCUCUGCUCACACAGUCUGCACCUUCUUCUCUUUUGUCAGUAAUGACUUAAAAUGUCACCUGAAGGUAAACAACGAUGCAAUGAUUCUCAAAGCAAAAGAUGGAAUCACAUCUGGACUACCAGCACGCUUCUGUUGGCCAGACAACAACCGACGCAUCGGACAGGGGGUUGGGGGCCGUUUUGUCCCAGGAGGUCGAGGGGGUCGACCGCCCCGUGGUCUACAUCAGCCGGAAACUAUCGGAGAAGGAGGCCAGUACGGUGGAGAAGGAGUGCCUGGCCAUCCGGUGGGCGGUGGGCUCCCUGCGCUACUACCUCCUGGGACGCCCAUUCACCCUCUGUUCGGACCACGCCCCGCUCCAAUGGCUCCACCACAUGAAGGAUACUAACGCCCGGAUCACUCGGUGGUAUCUGGCUCUACAGCCUUUUAACUUCCAGGUGG